Messenger RNA from Talaromyces rugulosus, 879 nucleotides. RefSeq lists its product as uncharacterized. Bases 1 to 879 code for a protein of 292 amino acids. Lineage: Eukaryota; Fungi; Ascomycota; Eurotiomycetes; Eurotiales; Trichocomaceae. Gene Ontology annotation, biological process: DNA catabolic process. The record is from RefSeq and is a predicted model, not a curated record. Gene Ontology annotation, molecular function: nucleic acid binding; endonuclease activity. The transcript has 3 exons.
AUGUCUUUCCGUUCCAUCUUUCCGGCCGCUCUGGCCGUUGCCUCUCAGUUCCAUGGCGCCAAUGCCUGGGGCGAUCUCGGCCAUGAAACCAUCGGAUACAUCGCAGAGAACUUUGUCAGCUCGGCCACCGAGAGCUACUGCAAAGACAUCCUCGGCAUCACCAAUUCGUCGUAUCUCGCGAGCGUCGCCACCUGGGCCGAUAGCUAUAAGUACACAUCGGCUGGAGAGUUCUCCAAGCCUUUCCACUUCAUCGAUGCCCAAGAUAGCCCUCCGAAGAGCUGCAGUGUUGAUUACUCCCGUGACUGCGGUGAUGAGGGAUGCAGUAUCAGUGCGAUGAAGAACUACACAAACCAAUUGUUGGACUCCUCGACCACCAAAGCCGAGUCAAUCGACGCUCUCAAGCUCAUCGUCCACCUCGUCGGUGACAUCCACCAGCCCCUCCACGACGAAAAUCUCGAGAUCGGUGGUAACGACAUCGACGUCAAGUACAACGGCGAAAGCACUAACCUGCACCACAUCUGGGACACCAAUAUGCCUGAGCAAGACGCCGGUGGCUACUGGCUGAGCGAUGCCGAGAACUACGCCUCUUUGCUGACCGACCGCAUCAAGACCGGCCAGUACAAGUCCAACUCGUCAUCCUGGCUCGACGGCAUGGACCUUACCGACCCGGUUUCGUCUUCGAUGAUCUGGGCCUCUGAUGCCAACUCGUACGUCUGCAGCACCGUGUUGGCGCCCGGUUUGGACUACAUCAACUCGACCGACUUGUCCGGCGACUACUACAACACCAGUCAGCCUGUCUUUGAAGAGCUGAUUGCGCGCGCCGGUUUCCGCUUGGCCAAGUGGCUUGACCUCAUUGCUGCCAGCGCUCCUAGCUCCUAG